AUGCCUGAUGUCGUAAACUUCCUCACUCAACGCGGGAUGACCAUCUCGGCAGCCAAGUCGUCCGUCACUGUUUUCACGCUGGACCCGAAGAAGUUCUGUCGUCACCCGACCACCACUGUCAACGGUGCGUCCUUACCACUCGUGCGUAAGCCCAAGAUCCUUGGCGUUCGUUUCAGUCCGCCCUUCACGUUCGCGGACUAUGCCAGGCAGAUCGCAGGCAAAGUUGGCCGCUGCACCAAUGUCCUCAAGGCUCUUCCGGACACAUCCUGGGGCUGCGCGAAAGAGACGCUCACAACCAUACUCCAAGCGCUGGCCAAGCCGCACGUCACUUAUGCUGAAUCAAUAUGA
This is a messenger RNA of Dibothriocephalus latus, 348 nucleotides long. Lineage: Eukaryota; Metazoa; Platyhelminthes; Cestoda; Diphyllobothriidea; Diphyllobothriidae. The record is from the annotation of a GenBank genome assembly.